CGGCCCAACAACAUGGCUGCCCCCUUGGAGCUCAGUUGCUGGGGAGGCGACUGGGGGCUCCCCUCGGUGCACAGCGAGUCCCUGGUGGUAAUGGCUUACGCCAAAUUUUCUGGUGCACCCUUGAAAGUCCAUGUUAUCGAUAACACUUGGAGAGGUUCCAGAGGUGAUGUGCCAAUUUUGACAACCGAAGACAGUAUUAUUUCGCAGCCUGCAAAAAUAUUAAACUUUUUGAGGAAACAGAAAUACAAUGCUGAUUAUGAGCUCUCAGCAAAACAAGGGGCGGACACCCUGGCUUACAUCGCUCUCCUGGAAGAGAAGCUUCUUCCUGCAGUGCUUCACACAUUCUGGGUUGAGAGUGACAAUUACUUUACUGUGACCAAACCAUGGUUUGCGUCACGAAUUCCUUUUCCCUUGAGUUUGAUCCUACCUGGAAGAAUGUCGAAAGGAGCAUUGAAUAGGAUUCUCCUGACCAGAGGAGUGCCUCCUCUCUACCACCUCCAAGAAGUGGAAGCUCAGAUAUACAGAGAUGCCAAGGAGUGCCUAAAUCUUCUGUCAAAGAGAUUGGGAACAUCUCAGUUUUUCUUUGGAGAUACGCCUUCUACCUUGGAUGCCUAUGUGUUUGGUUUUCUUGCACCUCUUUACAAAGUGCGAUUUCCCAAAGUUCAGUUACAAGAACACUUGAAGCAGCUUUCCAACCUGUGUCGUUUUUGUGAUGAUAUCCUAAGCAGCUAUUUUAGGGUUAGCCUUGCAGGCAUCUCUCCAGCUGGACAAGAUACAGUAGAUGCAAAUCUUCAGAAACUCACACAGCUUGUAAAUAAGGAGUCCAACUUGAUUGAAAAGAUGGAUGACAAUCUUCGCCAGAGCCCUCAACUUCCCCCUCGGAAACUGCCAACACUCAGAUUGACUCCAGCCGAGGAAGACAGUAAUUCCUUACAGCGGCUGUCACCCUGA
This is a messenger RNA of Elephantulus edwardii (Cape elephant shrew), 951 nucleotides long. RefSeq names its product metaxin 3 (gene MTX3). Gene Ontology annotation, biological process: mitochondrion organization. The record is from RefSeq and is a predicted model, not a curated record. The transcript is spliced from 9 exons. The coding region runs from base 13 to 951 and encodes 312 amino acids. NCBI's taxonomy places the organism in Eukaryota, Metazoa, Chordata, Mammalia, Macroscelidea, Macroscelididae. Gene Ontology annotation, cellular component: SAM complex.